Molecule: messenger RNA, 1059 nt
Organism: Penicillium atrosanguineum
Lineage: Eukaryota; Fungi; Ascomycota; Eurotiomycetes; Eurotiales; Aspergillaceae
Product: zinc-dependent alcohol dehydrogenase
Exons: 3
Coding region: 1-1059 (352 amino acids)
Molecular function (GO): zinc ion binding; oxidoreductase activity
Source: RefSeq, a predicted model, not a curated record
AUGUCACAACUUAUUCCUCAUUCCCAGCAAGCGGCCGUCGUGCAGAACCCCGGUGAGAGUUAUAAAGUUGUCCUUCAACAUGACAUCCCCGUGGGGAAUCCUGGCCCCGACGAGAUUCUCGUCAAGUUGCACUGCACUGGUAUAUGCCACUCAGAAGUCCGCGCUGUCCUGGCCUGGGGUGCGUAUAACUCCAUCAUCGGACACGAAGGCAUCGGCACCGUCGUCCAAACAGGCGAUAAUGUCUCUGCUUCUCUAUUAGGGAAGCGCGUCGGAAUCAAAUGGCUCUACAACGCUUGCACCGAAUGCUCCGUCUGUCAACGGGGCUUUGCCAACAACUGUGCGAAGCAGCUCAACACCAGCCGCCAUGUUCCAGGCACACUACAGCAAUACGCAGUCGCUGAUGCCAAAUUUAUUUCUAUGAUUCCAGAAGGAGUCUCCGAUGAAGUCGCAGCACCACUACUUUGCGCCGGUCUAACCAUGGCAGGUGCACUGGGCCAUCUCGACAACGAGCUCCAACCCGGCGACUGGGUCGUGAUCUCCGGGUCUGGUGGUGGUCUUGGUCAUAUCGGAGUGCAGUUAGCAGCCCGAGUUAAGAAACUCCGGGUCAUUGCAGUUGAUAGUGGCGAUGCUAAGAGAAAGCUCAGCCUAGAGUCUGGUGCUGAAGUUUUCAUCGACUUCAAGACGGAAGAUGUCGUGGCACGAGUCCUCGAGUUGACUGGGGAGGGCGCACAUGCAACAGUCGUCGUACCUGGGACGAAAGAGGCAUUCAAGACCGCCUCAACGCUGGUCAGGAACAUGGGCCAUAUCAUUUGCGUUGGUCUUCCGCGCAAUGAUAUAGAGCUGCCGAUUUCUGCGACUUUGUGUGCUGCUCGAGCGCUCACCAUCAAAGGGUCUUCGGUCGGUACAGAGGAGCAGAUGGCGGAGCUGUUGCAACUCGCCCUCGAGGGAGUGAUCACGCCAGCUAUUGAGGUAUUUGACUUUGAAGAAGCUCCCAAUCUGAUCAAUAAGAUUAUGGAUGAUGCUAUUAUUGGAAGAGCGGUCGUGAGAAUCCCUAAUUAG